Oncorhynchus tshawytscha (Chinook salmon) is the source of this 5501-nucleotide messenger RNA. Its product is annotated as actin cytoskeleton-regulatory complex protein pan1. The transcript is spliced from 12 exons. Lineage: Eukaryota; Metazoa; Chordata; Actinopteri; Salmoniformes; Salmonidae. The coding region runs from base 849 to 4277 and encodes 1142 amino acids. The record is from RefSeq and is a predicted model, not a curated record.
UGUGUGUGUGUGUGUGUGUGUGUGUGUGUGUGUGUGUGUGUGUGUGCGCGCGCGCGCAUUGACAGGCUAUGCAACAUUUGGCUUCUGAUUCUGCGUGUGAAGCCAAUAAACAACCGUUAGGCUAUUAGGCUAUAACCAGCGAGCUGAACACAUUUAUCGCUAUGGUCCCGGUCACAACCCGUUUGUAUAGCCUUAGUCUACCACUUGAUCCACAUUCCGCAGUCACAACUUCUUUAGAGCACGCGACACGGUGGUCCCGGUAGUAAACAGACGUGAUUAAUACCUCUUCAACCGGUGGCUUCCGCGCGACCUACUCCCGGUUCCGUUACUUAGUAGUCUACGCCACACAGUGGGGUUAUUGAGUAAAAGGAUAUGCGUGGUUACAGGGUGUAAAAAUAGUCCUCAGCUCUUACAUCAGUGGGCUAUGUGUAUUAUUGGGUACUCGUCCUGUCCACGUAACAACAACCUACUGGGUGUUCUUCACCCACACGGUGCACUGUACAGGGCAGUAGCCUAGGCGAUAACCGUAGCAUUUUACUAUACUUCUCAAUGUAGGAAUCAUGAACAGCCUACAUAAGUUUGGAUAAUAAAUCCAGAUAGCAUCAGUAGAGUUCAGCCGCAUAAUGACCGAUUGUUGACCUUGGCGCGGCGCGGUGACAUGGAAGGGACAUAUACGCACAUCGCUGCAUGGGCUGGAACUGCUGCUGGUUCAGCGUUGAGAGACACGGACACCGCCGGGGAAAUCGCCGGCUUCGGAUAAUUAUGCUGCUGCUGCAACUACAACCGAAGGCACCGGUCAACCGAAGGCUGUCAUCAGUUUGUGUUUGUUUGUCUCUGCACGUUGAGAAAUGUGGAAUGCUGCGUUCGGAAAUGGGUCGGAUUUGCGUAGUGGAGGAGGCGGCGGCGGGUACGUGCCAGCGCAGGACUGGGAAUUCGUUUCCUGCUCGCGUCUGGAAAGAGAAAGAGAGAGGGGCAGAGGGAAGAGUCGCAGUCCGUUCAGGACGUUCUCCUCCCCGCCAACAGUCACUCAGUUCUACGAACAGUCUCAUCCUGGAACGGUUGGAACAUCACUGGAGCUUCCUCGGGGACAAGUUCGGGCGCAAGAGCCAGGGACUCAUCACUCCCGCCUGAAAAAGAAGUUUGAACACUUCAAGAAACGCCACGGACAGGACAAGGAAGAAUGGAUACGAGAGAAGGAGAUACUUUUAAGACAAGUUGCUGAGAUACAAGGUGGGGAGAACAGAAGGAUUUUGUUGGAUCUGAAGACUGUAGUGGAGGAGGUACAGCUAGAGGUGAAGAGAGAGGAGUCGAAGAGGAGCGAGCUACAGCUGCAGUACACUAAGGACAGAUGUGCCUGGGAACUGGAGAGAGCUGAGCUGAAAUGCAGAAUCGCACAGAACUCAGAGUCCAGAGCCCAGGGAGAGUCCUCUACAGCGGGGGACAGAGAGCAGCAGAGGAGGCUGCUGGUCGACACCCACACGGCCGCCAUGGACCUGCGCUGUCGGCUGGAGCUCAGCGAGAAGGGCUGGGUCCGAUCUGAACUGAUGGAGAGAUUCAACUCUGAGAGGAAGGAGUGGGAGAGCCAGCUGGGAGACAUGCAGAGGAAAAUAGAGGAGAUGUACAAGGAGGUGAAGGUGAGGCAUGAGGUAUCUGGGGAGAUGAGAGAACCUGUAGGAGAGAUUACAGAGGAGGUCACCCUGAAUGUCAGUGUACAUACCACCAGCACAGGAUCCAGCAUGCUUAGCGACAACUCGACUUCCGACCCCCAGAACAGCAGCAGCAGCCAAUCAGAGCCCACCAACCAACGCGGCUCCUACCCCCGUCGUCACCGCAACGACGACUUCGCCGCCCACAGAAACCGGGCGGAUCACCGUGGCGACAGAGGAAACCCCCGUAACUAUGACGACUGUGUCGGUAACCAGGAAGUGGACAUGGCGGAACUGGAGGCCAUCCUGCGAGGGGUUGACAGAGACUCUCCCUCUAAAGGGGGUAUGGUUAAUGUCCGUCGCUCCUCCCACGGUGGAUCUAGUGUAGGAGUGACCCACAACACAGAGAUGAGCUCCGGGACAUGGAGUGACAAGAUGGAGAAUACUACAGCCCUCAAUGUCGCCCUGAAGGAGAUAGCCCGUGUGAGUGAAGAGCUGUGUAGCUACCAGGAUGAGAUCAGCAGGAAGUCCGGAGGGGACAAGAGGGGUCGAACCGAGUCCUCGUAUUUCCCGAGGGCCCUGGAAGAGGAGAACUGGCUGUCCAUCAGGAAGGACCCUGCCAGGGGCCCCAGUCACCUCAAGGACCCCGACAGGGGCCCCAGUCACCUCAAGGACCCCGACAGGGGCCCCAGUCACCUCACCUCAGAACCCCAGCCAGGGGCCCCCAGUCACCUCAAGGAGCCCACCAGGGGCCCCAGAGAGGGAGAGAGAAGCACCUCCGCUCCCCCUCUGCUGGUUCCUCCUCCUAUCCCUCCUCGGACAACAUCAUGGUACCUCGCCAGCCCCUCCCCUGAACUACAACUACACAUCCCAGAAUCCCUCAGUGGCUCAGGCAGGAAGUGCCACAGCCCCUGUCUCCUGUUAGACAGGAAGUGCAGCAGCAGCCCAUCGAUAGUGAGGAAGUUCGAGGCGAUGCUGCAGGAGAACGAGGGGAAAGUUCUGACGGAGGCGGGGUUUACCACCUGCGCUGUUCCCUUUAACUCCCACUGCAACGUGGGCUGUUGCCACAACCGCUGGUCCUGUGACGGGAGCCGCUUCGGCAGCAGCAAGUCGUCCACCUACGUGCCUGUCCAGAAGAGCCUGUCUGAAGUCAACAUAGUGAGUGCUGCUGAGAAGGACUUGAUCCACGACUACAGGCCCGUUGAGAAACCUAGAAGUCCUAGAAGCCCUGAGAGAGAGAGUCAUAUACAACCUGGAAACAAAGACCUAGCAGUUUCACACAUCUGUCUUGACCUUACCUUAGAGUUACCCCCUCCAGGCUCCAACCCUCCAGGCUCCAACCCUCCAGGCUCCAACCCUCCAGGCUCCAACCCUCCAGACUCCAACCCUCCAGGCUCCAACCCUCCAGACUCCAACCCUCCAGGCUCCAACCCUCCAGGCUCCAACCCUCCAGGCUCCAACCCUCCAGACUCCAACCCUCCAGGCUCCAACCCUCCAGGCCACAGUAGGAAUAUGAUGCUGGAACAGGCCACUGCUGAGUUUAACAGGACACUCUUCCAAGCUGAGAUGGGUCGAGGGAUGGAGGACGAUGAUGUAGAGGACAGUUUUACAUCAGCGGGUGUCUCUAAAAGGGGCGUACCAGACGGUACGACGGUAUGUGGUGAGGUCACACACGGGGUCACCAGGGAGACGAACAUUGACCUCCCGCCACGGCACGCCACAGAGGUCAGACAGAAGGAGGUGAUCUGUGACAUCACAGCUCAGAAGCUGAGUUCAGGGAUCAAACUGAGCCAGGCCCUGCCCCCAUCUGACCCUCAUCCAGGGGUCACCGUCAGGACCUUUGACCCCCCUGCCACCUCUGACCUUUCACCCCAACGCCCAGAAGUUGCGUUUAGGAACAUGCCUUCUAACCCGGCAACACGCUGCCCUGAGGUCAAACACAAAGCUGGACCCCCAACAGCCUGUUUAAGUCCACACUGCACAGGUCCAUCUCUAGUGAAUACAAGCAGCCUGCCCAGACUCACACACGGCUCCAGGACCAGAGGACUCUGUGUGCCUGGGGGGUCGGGACUCCGUGUGCCUGGGGGGUCAGGACUCCGUGGUGUAAUGAGCGACCAGCCCUGGAAGCCCCUGACUCUGGCUGCGUUACGUCCAUCUGACUCCAGGUCUAAUUACGGCGCUGUGGAGAGGAUCCUGAAGAGCUACGAGAACACUGCCUGGAGCCAGCGCCCUAACCCUGGUCCCAGCCCCAGACAGGAAGAGGAACUCAUGGAUCUUCUGGAGGAGAUGAUGGAUAAGGAUUACUGGGAUCAGUCAGGCCCUGCCUCUGGACACUCCUCCCACACACACUCUCACCACAGCCAGCUGACCAGCUCCCACAGAGAGACAAGGCUAACCAUGCAGGAGUGUAAAGUAUCAUCCAGCUCCUCAUCAGUCCAGAAGAAUUUCUCUCGUCCGGCCUGUCCAGCCAACCGCCGCCCCCCGUCACGCUGGGCUAGUUGUUCCCCCUCCACCUCUUCCUCCUCCUCCUCCUCCUCCUCCACCCCUAUAAACCAGCCCUCUUCCGGCUCCGCCCACAAACACACCUCAUUCUCCUACUCAGCCUAUCACACGGAGACAGUCAUCAUCUGACCCCUUAGCUGACCCUGUGUUUCAACCAAUAAGAUGCCUUUCGUUACUAUACGUACUCUGACAUUUCUUUUCUCAAUUCAUCCUUCCUUGAUUCCUUCACAUCGAAGGACCGAGUCGGGGGGUGGGGACGGGGGUGGGGACGGGGGGGGACGACGACGACCUUCUCCUCCAAUAUGGUUGUGAAGAACGUGAUGAUGAACUGAGAUAGAACCCGACUCAAACCUGCCUUUUCCUCCAUCGCCUCUUUACGUACCAAGACUGUUAUUUCUACAACCAACUGGACGAUCCAAGAGCUCCAACGUGGACCAACGUGGAGUUAGUUCACCGAUCAUCUUCAGAAUGUAAUCUCAUCGACUAGUGGACGAGGCGUUUCAUGUAUUCUACUAUAGCAACUCCAGGAUCCCCAAUGCUGACUGUACCUCUGUGGCUUAUUCUGCAUCCCAAAUAGCACCCUAUUCCCUAUAUAGUGCAACACUACUUUAGACCAGAGCCCAGUGCUUUUUGGUCCUAAAGUAGUGCAUUAAAUAGGGAAUAGGGUGCCAUUUGGGAGGCUAAUAUAUUCAACGGCAUUCAUUUCACGUACUCUUUUUAACUUGACAUGUUGCAUAAUAAUUACAGUGUUACAGAAUAAAUGUUUGUUAUUCUUUACCUUUCUGAUAUCAGAUGGAUUACAUAAAACGGGCCUGUUUCUUCAUAUUUACCAAAGGUGUCGUCUACAACUUCUCUUCUCGCUAAAAAAAAAAAAAAAAAAAAAAAGGACUGAUGAGUUUCUAUGCUUUUAUUUGAUUGGACAUCGCCGGCUGUUGUCGGGUAGGAUAGCUGACUAGCUCCUUGUGUGUUAGCGCUUCCUGUUUGUUGGGGGCAUGCUUAAAGGGGCAAUCUGUAGUUCAUACAAAAAAAACCACUUUACUAAUAGCAGAAUGCCCCCUUUUUUUAAAUAUAUUUUUUAAUUUUAUUUUUAACAUGAUGAAAUGGACAACAAACCCUUUCUACUGAUGGUCUCUGUAACCGAUGGUUACCUACCCGGCCCUAUUGACUAAUACUACAGUCUGUUGAACCGAUGUGGUGGUGACCUCGUGACCUCGUGGUCUCUGUAACCGAUGGUUACCUACCCGGCCCACAGUCUGUUGAACCGAUGUGGUGGUGACCUUGUGACACGUGUCGAUAUCAUGAACGUGAUGCCUUUGCUGUUUUUAAUUUGUGUAAUAAAUGUAGCUACAUAUU